Molecule: messenger RNA, 7727 nt
Organism: Prunus mume (Japanese apricot)
Lineage: Eukaryota; Viridiplantae; Streptophyta; Magnoliopsida; Rosales; Rosaceae
Source: RefSeq, a predicted model, not a curated record
AAGAAGAAGAAAGAAGGGCCAAAUCGGAAAGAAAAUAGGAAAAUACAGAAAAUAAUUUUAUAAUAAUUUACUAGUCCCAGAUCGCCCACCCUUGCCCUUUAUUCUAACAGAGGAAGCAACAGAGGCAUCAUCGUCGUCAUCAGCGAAGAUUAAGAGUCAAAGUCCAAAAGCCCGAGAGAGAGCCUUCUUCAGUUCUUCUUCGCCUUCUCAAUUCUCCCAUUUGUUUCUCUAAAACCCAUCUCUAUCUCUUCGAAAUCCCAAACCUUUCAAAGCCACGCUUGUGCAAUCUCAAAUCGUUGUAUUUAUUAUUGUUUACAGUUUUGUCCGAAAGUCUUCGCCUUUUUUACACCAUUGCCAUAAAAAAAACCCUAGCCUCACUUGCCGCUGAAAACCCAAUUCAAAGCUUCGCAAUAGCUCUCUGUCUGAAAAUUGCUUCUUGUAGCAGUUCAAUGCUGGGGGCAGUAUGCCGAUGAUAGUUGGGAGAAAUGCAAAGGUAUCAUGCCACCGGCUGCACUAGUGCAGUUAAUAACAACGCCAUAGGUGGGACAUCAGGGAGGGAUUCUGUGCGAGCUGAUUCAGCUGCAUUGCCUGCUAACUUAUCUCUAGCUUCGAGGCGCACAUCGCAGUUAAACCCUUACAAGUUGAAGUGCGAAAAAGACCCUUUGAACGGCCGACUUGGGCCACCUGACUUUCACCCCCAAACUCCAAAUUGCCCAGAGGAGACUCUUACCAGAGAAUAUGUGCAGUUUGGAUACAGAGAGACUGUUGAAGGAAUUGAGGAAUCUAGAGAGAUAUCGCUGAGCCAGGCUCAAGUGUUUAACAAGCCUCUCGUCUUCAGAUGCAAAGAGGCCAUAAAAAAACGUUUUAGGGCCAUCAAUGAAUCUCGUGCUCAAAAGAGGAAGGCUGGUCAAGUGUACGGUGCCCCUCUUGCUGAUACACUAUUGUCCAAGCCAGGCAUUUUUCCUGAACAGAGGCACCUCGGUGAAGACUUACGAAAAAAAUGGAUCGAGGGUCUAUCACAACAACACAAGCGCUUGCGUUCGUUGGCUGAUCAUGUUCCUCACGGGUAUAGGAAAAGAUCCCUAUUUGAAGUUCUUACAAGGAAUAAUGUUCCAUUGCUGAGAGCAACUUGGUUUAUUAAAGUAACUUAUCUUAAUCAGGUCAGGCCAGGUUCUGCCAUUAUUUCUUCUGGGGCACCUGAUAAAGCUCAGUUGUCCCGCACAGAGCUCUGGACAAAAGAUGUUAUCGAUUACCUGCAGUACCUUCUCGAUGAGUUAUUCUCGAGAAAUAAUUCGCAUUCUACUUCACACAACAGAGAUCGUUCGCCACAAACGCUUUAUGCUGGGUCAGUUCCACAAAGGAGUGAUUCAACAUCAGCAGUCCUUGACGGUGAGGAGCCUUCCCUACAUUUCAAGUGGUGGUAUGUGGUGCGGCUCUUGCAAUGGCAUCAUGCCGAGGGGCUGCUUCUUCCUACUCUUAUUAUUGAGUGGGUUCUUAGUCAACUGCAGGAGAAAGAAUUGCUUGAGAUUAUGCAGUUGCUCUUGCCUAUUGUAUAUGGUGUUCUGGAAACUGUUGUUUUAUCUCAAACAUAUGUGCGCAAUCUUGUUGGGGUAGCUGUUCGUUUCAUUCGCGAACCUUCUCAAGGAGGGUCAGAUGUUGUGGAUAACUCUCGUAGGGCAUAUACAGUGUCUACUGUGGUUGAGAUGCUUCGUUAUUUAAUACUUGCUGUACCUGAUACAUUUGUAGCUUUGGACUGCUUUCCAUUACCAUCUUGUGUAGUCUCUUAUAUAGUAAAUGAUGGAUUAUCAAAGAUGUCCGAGGAUGUGAGAAAGAUUGGAAAUGGUUCGGCAGAAGUUGCUUCUGCGUUCAGAAGUAAAGGUUUUGAUGCCCAAUAUCAGUCCUUGGCCUUUGAUCAUGUUGUUUCAUCCAUUCAGAAACGUGCUGACAAUCUUGCAAAGGCUGCAAGCCCUAGUUAUCCAGUCCAUAGUAUUGCUAAAGCUGUACAGGCCCUAGAUAGAUCUCUUGUUCAGGGAGAUGUUCGAGGGGCUUAUAGAUUUCUGUUUGAAGAUCCUUGUGAUGGAGUCGCAAAUGAAAGUUGGAUCACAGGAGUUAGUCCAUGCUUGAGAACAUCGUUGAAGUGGAUUGGGACUGCGAACUUGUCAUUUGUUUGCUCUGUGUUUUUCCUUUGUGAAUGGGCAACAUGUGAUUUCAGGGAUUUUCGAACUGCCCCACCUUGUGAGCUGAAGUUUACCGGCAGAAAGGAUUUUUCUCAGGUACAUGUUGUAAUUCAGCUUUUGAAACUCAAGAUAAGAGAUUUACAAUGUUCACCUCAACGUAAGAAUGACAGCUUCCUUGGAGUCGGUAGUGUUGCAAAAGGUUCCACCCAGCAUAAUAAUUUUCCUGUCAGAAUAUCCAUGGGAAAUUCCUAUGAAACUAAGAAUAGAUCAAAAAAUGGCGAUCAAAGAAGUACAAAAUCGUCAAAUAUAUUCGAGAGCCCAGGUCCUUUACAUGAUAUUAUAGUCUGUUGGAUUGAUCAACAUGAAGCAGGAAAAGGAGAAGGUUUCAAGCGCCUUCAACUACUUGUAAUUGAACUCAUACGAUCUGGUAUUUUUCACCCCCAUGCCUAUGUUAGGCAGCUGAUAGUUUGUGGAAUUAUGGAUACGGAUGGACCGGUGGUUGAAGUAGACAGACGGAAGAGGCAUUAUCGAAUCUUGAAGCUGUUGCCUGGGCUCUUGAUGCGUGAUGCUUUGGAAGAAGCAGGGAUUGCUGAAGAGCCUCAACUUUCAGAGGCUAUGAACUUAUACUCAACUGAGCGCCGCCUAAUACUUCGUGGGCUUCUCUCUGAUCAAAAUAAAAAUGCGAAUAUGAUUGUGUCUGCUCUGAAGCAAAAGCAUUUUCCUAUCCCUGGAAAGGACGGUGCUUUGCCAGUUUCUGUUGAUCAGUGGAAGGCGGUUCAGUCAUCAUCCAACAUAUUGUCUGUUAAAGGUGGCAAAUCUGAUGCUGAUCUUGAAGAACUAAAGGAAGCAAUCUCAGUUCUGUUGCAACUCCCAAAUAGUUCAUCCCCAUCAACAGAAACAGGACUUGAUGAAUCCCAGGGGAGUGUGAAGAGGCCUUUUGGGUCAAUUUAUAAUAAGAUGGAUCGGGGAGAAGGCACCCCUGGGUGUGAAGAAUGCAAAAGGGCAAAGAGGCAAAAGGUGAGUGAUGAAAGGAGCUCAUACAUCCAAGGAAAUUCUCCAAUUCCUUCUGACGAUGAAGAUACCUGGUGGAUGAGGAAGAGACUUAAAUCCUUGGAGCCAAUGAAGGUUGAUCCACCAGUUAAGUCAACCAAACAGGUGUCUAGGAAUCGGCAGAAAAUAGUUCGUAAAACUCAAAGUCUUGCUCAACUAGCAGCUGCUAGGAUUGAGGGUAGCCAGGGGGCAUCUACAAGCCAUGUCUGCAAUAAUAAAGUAAGCUGUCCUCAUCAUAGAACUGGACUGGAGGGAGAAACUCCGAAGUCUACAGAUCCAACCAAAGUGAGCCAUGGUGGAGAUAUUGUUUCAAUUGGAAAAGCUUUAAAGCGGCUACGAUUUAUGGAGAAGAGGACUAUUACGGUUUGGUUGAUGACUGUUAUUAGGCAGCUUGUUGAAGAUACUGAAAAGACUAUUGCUAAGGUUGGCCAAUUUGGUAGGACUUUCACUUCUGUUGAUGAUAGGAGCUCCAUACGGUGGAAGCUCGGUGAAGAUGAACUUUCUGCUGCACUGUAUUUGAUGGAUGUUUCAAAUGAUUUAGUUUUAGCAGUCAAGUUUCUGCUUUGGUUGCUGCCAAAGGUUAGUAGCCCCAGUUCUACAUUCCAUAGUGGGAGAAACAUUCUGCUGUUGCCGAAAAAUGUUGAAAGCCAAGUGUGUGAAGUGGGGGAGGCAUUUCUUAUAUCAUCCCUUCGAAGGUAUGAGAACAUAGUUAUUGCUACAGAUCUUAUUCCAGAAGUCUUGUCAGCUAUAAUGCACCGUGCUUCAGCAGUAGUGGCAUCUAAUGGAAGGCUUUCAGGGUCGCCUGCCUUAGCAUACAGUCGGUAUUUGUCGAAGCGAUAUAGUAAUGUGGCUAGUGUCAUUGAAUGGGAGAAGAAUUUCAAGGCAACAUGUGAUAAGAGACUUCUUUCUGAACUUGAGUCUGGACAAUCAGUGGAUGGAGAGUUGGGGUUUCCGCUUGGUGUUCCAGCAGGGGUUGAAGAUCUUGAUGAUUUUUUCCGCCAAAAGAUUAGUGGUGUCCGGUUGUCCAGGGCGGGUUUAAACAUGAGAGAAAUAGUGCAACGAAAUGUGAAUGUCGAGGAUGCCUUUCAUUAUUUUUAUGGCAAAGAGAGAAAACUCUUUGCUGCUGGUGCUCAUAAAGGCCCUCCUGUUGAAAAAUGGGAUGAUGGAUAUCAGAUAGCUCAAAAAGUAAUUACAGAACUGAUGGACUGCAUUCGGCAGACUGGUGGUGCUGCUCAAGAAGGGGACCCCUCUUUGGUGUCUUCUGCUGUUUCUGCUAUUGUGGGUAAUGUAGGACUAAUUAUAGCAAAAGUUUAUGAUUUUAGAGCAGGGGGUAGCUAUUCAAGUUUUCCAGCUGCCACUGAUUCCCUGAACUGUGCAAGGCGUAUUUUGCGCAUCCAUAUAAGUUGCCUAUGCCUCCUUAAGGAAGCUCUUGGAGAGCGCCAAACCCGUGUAUUUGAGGUAGCUCUUGCGACAGAAGCUUGUUCUGCUCUUGCUGGGGUUUUUUCUCCUGGAAAGGCAUCUCGAAAUCAAUAUCAGUCAUCUCCUGAAUCCCAUGAUUCCAACACUAAUGCUUCUAAUGAUAUUUUGAACAGUUCUACAAAAAUUGGUCUUGGGAGAACAACAAAAGUUGCAGCUGCAGUUUCUGCGCUAAUUAUUGGGGCAGUUGCUCAAGGGGUUACUAGCCUGGAGAGAUUGGUGACUGUAUUCAAGUUAAAGGAAAGGUUGGAUAUAAUUCAGUUUGUAAGGAGUAGUAGAUCCAACUCUAAUGGUAAUGCUCGGUCUUCUGGGGCAUUUAAGGGGGAUAUCUCGCUUGAAGUUUAUGUGCAUUGGUUUAGACUGCUUGUCGGAAACUGCAGAACUGUUUCUGAUGGAUUGGUUGUGGAACUCUUGGGUGAACCCACUGUGAUAGCUCUUUCAAGGAUGCAGCGUAUGCUCCCCCUUGGUUUGGUCUUUCCACCGGCCUAUUCAAUAUUUGCUUUUGUUGUAUGGCGGCCAUUCCUUCUUAACACUAGCAUUGCGGCCCGGGAGGAUUUUAAUCAAUUAUAUCAAUCUUUAACAACAGCUAUAGGUGAUGCUGUAAAGCACUCGCCUUUUCGUGAUGUGUGUUUGAGAGAUAGUCAGGGUUUCUAUGAUCUCGUAGCUGCAGAUGGCAGUGAUGCUGAAUUUGCAGCUAUACUAGAGUUGAAUGGUUCAGACAUGCUUUUAAAAUCCACGGCUUUUGUUCCGUUGCGUGCAAGGCUGUUUCUAAAUGCUAUCAUGGAUUGUAAGAUGCCAGAGUCUUUAUUUAUGCAGUGUGAAGGAAAUCAGGUUUCUGGACAUGGCGAAUCGAAGGUUCAAUAUGCAGAACGUGAAACAAAGCUUGUAGAUAAGCUUGUACAUAUCUUAGAUACCCUGCAACCUGCAAAAUUUCAUUGGCAGUGGGUAGAGCUCAGGCUCCUCUUGAACGAACAAGCACUCAUUGAAAAGCUUGAGACUCAGGAUAUGUCCUUAGUGGAUGCCAUUCGUUCGUCCUCCCCUAGUCCUGAAAAGGCUGCUGCCUCUGAGAAUGAGAAAUAUUUCAUUGAAAUCAUCCUUACGAGAUUAUUGGUUAGACCUGAUGCUGCACCUCUUUUCUCAGAUGUGGUUCAUCUUUUCGGGAGGUCACUAGCAGAUUCUAUGUUGUUGCAGGUGAAGUGGUUCUUGGGUGGGUCAGAUGUUCUUUUUGGACGAAAAACCAUUAGACAACGUCUUCUCAAUAUUGCUGAGAGUAAAGGUCUCUCAACUAAGACCCAGUUUUGGAAGCCUUGGGGAUGGUGUAGUUAUGGUUUUGAUCCUGUGACAAACAGGGGAGAUAAGAAGAAGUUUGAAGUCACCUCCCUUGAAGAGGGUGAGAUGGUUGAAGAGGGAAUAGAUUCAAAAAAGUACGGGAAAGGGCUCACUCCAACAUAUGAUAUUGAAAGCUACAAUGUCACCCAGCAGCGUGUGACAGAGAGGGCUCUCAUUGAAUUACUUCUUCCUUGUAUAGAUCAAAGCUCCGAUGACUCGCGCAAUACCUUUGCGAAUGAUUUGAUCAAGCAGUUGAGUAAUAUUGAGGUACAUAUUAGUGCAGUUACUCGUGGGACAAAUAAGCAAGCAGGGCCAGCUCCUUCUGGCGUUGAAGGUCCCACAAGCAAAGGAAAUAAUCGCAAAGGUAUAAGGGGUGGGAGUCCUGGGUUAGCUAGACGUGCAACAGUAGCAGCAGAUUCUGCUCCACCAUCCCCUGCAGCUUUGCGAGCUUCUAUGUCGCUGCGAUUGCAGUUACUCUUAAGAUUGCUUCCUAUCAUUUGUGCAGACAGGGAGCCAUCUGGGCGAAACAUGAGGCAUGCGCUAGCCUCUGUAGUACUACGUCUUCUAGGAAACCGAGUUGUGAACGAGGAUGCAGAGCUAUGCGUCAAUCUCAUGCAGAGUUCUUUUUCCAAGAGGGAGGCAGAGUCUUCAACAGAGGCUGCCUCUGCUGCUUUUGCAGACUUGUCAAGUGAAAGUCUCUUUGAUCAGUUACUGUUGGUUCUGCAUGGGCUGUUAAGCAGUUGCCAGCCAAGUUGGUUGAGGCCUACUAAGUCAACAAAUGAGAGUGGAAAAGAUUUUGCUGCAUUUGAUCGUGAAAUGGCAGACCAUUUACAGAAUGACUUGGAUCGCAUGCAACUGCCGGAAAGGAUUCGCUGGCGUAUUCAAACUGCAAUGCCUGUAGUUGUCCCUUCUAUUCGGUGCUUUGUCUCUUGCCAACCACCACCUGUUCCGAAUACUGCUUUGGCUGUUCUUCAAACCAGCAUAUCGACUCCUGGGUUUUAUUCUGGAAUCUCAAACCCACCUCAGAGAAAUCAGGUUCCUCUGGCACGAACUGUAGCUAACAUACCAGGGAAGUCUAAAUCAUUGCCGUCACAGGAUUAUGAUAUGGAUAUUGAUCCAUGGACGCUGCUGGAAGAUGGUGCGGGAUCAGGCCCAUCUUCAAGUAACAGUGCUUUGAUAGGCAGUGCAGACCAUGGAAAUCUUCAAGCAUCUAGCUGGCUUAAAGGGGCUGUAAGGGUGAGACGAAAGGAUCUCACAUACAUUGGUGCGGUGGAUGAUGACAGCUGAGUUUAAAAGUUAACUUCGUUGUUAUUUCCGUCUGGAGUGCCCCCUCAGCAGGUAACUUCAUGUUUACGAUCAUUGUGCAUAAUUGGUAUCAGGAUCACCCUUGUUGUGCGGGUCCUUUUCUUUUAUGACGGAGAAGGUGGUGAGAGGGAAUUUUUUUGGUGGGGUGCGUGGGGUCUUUUUGGAAGAAAUGUGAAGAUGUUCUCGCGCAGUCCAUACAGCCGGUGCUUGUGCCUGAUUGACUACUGACCCUUUGAUCUCCCCUCAUCCAACUGUGCACCUCUGCAUGCUGUUCGGAGGUCUGUUGUAUAUAGAGAUAUUUUGUUCACUUUACCAAUUGAUCUGAGUAAGAUAUCUCCAGAAUGAUAUGUAGCUGUUUCUUUAUAAUCAAUUUAUACUUUCUACUCUCUC